This is a messenger RNA of Dufourea novaeangliae, 1592 nucleotides long. Its product is annotated as solute carrier family 2, facilitated glucose transporter member 5-like. Gene Ontology annotation, molecular function: hexose transmembrane transporter activity. The record is from RefSeq and is a predicted model, not a curated record. Lineage: Eukaryota; Metazoa; Arthropoda; Insecta; Hymenoptera; Halictidae. Bases 27 to 1571 code for a protein of 514 amino acids. Gene Ontology annotation, cellular component: membrane. The transcript has 8 exons. Gene Ontology annotation, biological process: monosaccharide transmembrane transport.
CGGUGUCAUAUACAUAGAUCAAGGACAUGCUCGAAUACACAGAUAGUCAUGCGGCCGUGCUCACGGACUCUGAACGUCAGUGUCAAUCUACUUCCGAGGACCGAGACGAAAGAUCAACACCAGGUGGGUGGACCAUUACAUUAGCAAUAGCUGGUGUCACUUGCUGUUUAGGAUCAGCAGUACCAACAGGUUUUAAUAUAGGAGUAGUAAAUAAUGCAGGAAAUCUAAUAGAAAAGUUUUGCAAUGAAAGUAUUAAGGAGAGGUACAAUGUGGAUGUUUCUGAAAGCAGUCUUAAAAUACUUUGGUCCACUGUUGUUUCAAUUUUUCUUAUUGGUGGUGUAAGUGGUUCAUUUAUUGCCAGUUGGUUAGCAGAUAAAUAUGGAAGAAAGAGAGCUUUGUGUGUUGGGAACAUUUUUGGUGUUCUAGGAGCUUCAAUGUUCUUUUUAAUACGCAAAUUGAAUUCAAUCGAACUCCUCCUAGCAGGUCGACUAGUUGUGGGUCUUUCUGGAGGUAUUGCCACAUGUACAGUACCAAUGUAUAUGGCAGAAAUAGCACCUCUUAGAUUAAGAGGUGCUGUUGGAGUUCUUUGCCAACUGGGAAUUACAUGUGGAGUAUUUCUAGGACAAAUUGCAGGACUUAGGACAGUUUUGGGGACCGAAAACUCUUGGCAUUACAUGUUGGGAGCAUUUAUUCCACUCUGUGUAUGUGCUUUAGUACUCACAAGUAUUGUUUUACCAGAAAGUCCAAAGUAUUUGUAUAUAAUUAAAGAGCAGAAACAAAAGGCUCUGGAUGAACUCAGUAGAUUACGUAAUAUGGACAUAAUGCUUCUACAAACGGAGAUUGCCAAUUUACAGCAAGAAAUAGAAACAAAAACAACAUCAGAACCCUGGACGGUCAGACGCUUAUUAAAGGAUCCAAGUCUAAAGCUUCCAUUAUUUUUAGUUUGUUUGAUACAAUUCGGACAACAGAUGAGCGGUAUAAAUGUCGUAUUUUACUAUUCGAAUUCCAUAUUUAUGGAUGCUGGACUUGGUGACAGUGGCUCUCAGUAUGCUACCCUUGGAACUGGUGUUGCCAACAUUGCUAUGGCUCUUAUAUCGGUACCAGUGAUGUCAUCUUUGAAUAGGAGAGGUGUUCUGCUCACUAGUACUUACUUAUGUUUUGGAUGUUUAAUGGUUUUAUGUAUAUCUAUCUUACUAAUUCAUAUGGUAUCGUACAUGCCAGUUGUGUGUAUAAUAACUGUGAUGGCUUACGUAAUAUUUUAUGGGAUUGGUCUUGGUCCAAUACCAUAUUUCAUCGGGUCUGAAUUAUUCGACGUUGGUCCACGACCAAUAGCCAUGGCGCUUGGCAGUGUCUUUAAUUGGGGUGGAAAUUUUAUAGUGGGAAUGACAUUCCCAACAGUAGAAAGUAUUAUAGGACCGUAUACUUUCUUAAUAUUUGCUGGAUUUCUUAUAAUUCUAGGACAAAUUGUUAGGAUAUAUUUACCUGAAACGAGAGGAAAGAGUACAAUAGACGUUGCGGAGUCUAUAAGCCAUGGCUUUAACUCUAGACCAAACUCCAGACAUACUACUUAAAUUAAACUAAAUUAAUUGGUA